Messenger RNA from Rhodotorula graminis WP1, 1152 nucleotides. RefSeq lists its product as uncharacterized. Gene Ontology annotation, molecular function: antiporter activity. The record is from RefSeq and is a predicted model, not a curated record. NCBI's taxonomy places the organism in Eukaryota, Fungi, Basidiomycota, Microbotryomycetes, Sporidiobolales, Sporidiobolaceae. The coding region runs from base 1 to 1152 and encodes 383 amino acids. The transcript has 6 exons. Gene Ontology annotation, cellular component: trans-Golgi network; endosome; Golgi apparatus.
AUGGCCACUACCGAUCACGCCCAGUACCACUUCGAGGCCGCGCGGCCGUCGCACUCGUUCACGACCCCGACCAUUCCGACCGCGCCCUCGUCGCCUCAACCUCAGCUCGCAACUGCCACAAAGCGCCCUUCUGUCGUCCCACCCUGGAUCCUCAUCCUCGGAUGGAUCACCCUCUCGACCGCCGUCAUCCUCCAGAACCGCACCAUCCUCGUCGAGCGCGGCUUCAACCACCCGAUCACGCUCACGAGCCUCCACCUUCUGUUCCAGACCCUCGCGACCCGCGUCCUGCACCGCUCCACCACCCUCAUCUCGGGCCCGGCCAAGAGCGUCGAGAUGGACUGGAGAACGUGGCGGCGCCAGAUCCUGCCCAUCGCCGUCCUCUUCUCGCUCUCGCUCGUCCUGAGCAACGUUGCCUACCUGUACUGCUCGGUCGCGUUUAUCCACAUCCUCAAGAGCUUUGCGCCCGUCGCCAUCCUCCUCGCCGCGUUCGCGUUCCGCACCAAAUCCUUCUCGUUGAGGCUCCUCGGCAUCGUCGUCGUCAUCUCGCUCGGCGUCGGCAUCGCGUCCUGGGGCGAGACCGACUUUUCCGUCACGGGCUUCACGGUCCAGAUGGUGGCCAUCGCCAUCGAGGCGACGCGCGUCACCCUCAUCCAGAUCCUCCUCUCGCCGGCCUCCUCGGGCCCCUCGGACCCGAACGCGGCCCGAGUCGCCGGCGCCCUCAGCACGGGCAUGUCGCCGCUCAAGUCGCUGUACUUUUUCGCGCCGACCUGCCUCGCCCUCAACGCGACCGUCCUCGUCCUGUUCGAGGGCUCCCCUGCCCUGCGCGCCAUCCCGGCCCUCGGCGCGUGGACCAUCGUGACAAACUCGGCGUUGACGCUCGCGCUCAACUUCAGCGCCGUCAUGCUCAUCUCGUUGAGCGCCAUGGUGCUCAGCCUCAGCAAGAUCGUAAAGGACAUCCUCAUGGUGGCGCUCCCCGUCGUGCUCCUCGGCGAGAAUCUCACGGCGACGCAGUGGGGCGGGUACCUCAUCGCCACGUGCGGCAUCGUCACGUACAAGUUUGGUGCGUCGCGCACGUUCCCUCCCUCUCUCUCUCUCUCUCGCCCUCUCGCCCUCGUCGCCGACCGGUCGUCGUCGUUGACCAGGAGGAACUGA